GGGUCAAUCUUUGGGCGAAGUGACAAUAAUGCAGGUUACAGGAAAAUGUAUGCGGUCUUGACCUCGUCACCGGGGGAUUGUCCAUCUCUACACAUUGUUACCUAGAGUGAUAUCCUUUGAUAAAUGAUGGAUCGGUAGACUCGUGCACCGCUCUUACAACUGAUUGAGUGGUCAAUUCUCCGGAAUGGCGUCAAACCGUGACGGUCUCCUGUCUGAAAAGCACUACGACGACGAUGCCACCCUUGCCCUGUCCGACGACUCGGGAUUCGAAUCUGAAGGCGACAUAGCAGGCGAGGAUCCAGUGAAAGACGGUGACAGAGACAUCCUCGAGGAGACAGAAGAACAUGAAAAGUUGUUGCGUAAACCAGGCAGACUCGAUGCAGCCCGCGCGGCAUUCGGACUGCGAAAUGGCGGCAGCAGCAGCAGACGCCGCAAGGACAAGACGAAGAAAGCAAAGAGGACCGGCAAAGAGUCAUCGGAUAUGAUGAUGGAAAUGGAAGGCGGAUUCAAAGAUACAAGUUCACAGUCAUCUACAGAUUCUGAGAUCGAGGGAACGAAAUGGGACAGAGAUGCUCCGAGACAAUCGCACCGCGGACGGUUGACAGUGAUAUACCUCUCAAUCGUUGCCUUGUUUGUGGCUCUGGUCUUUGGCGCUUACAAGGCUUCUCGAAAGCACAUCUCACCGUCAAACGUUCAUCCUCCGACACUCUCCAACGGAACACAUACAUUUCGUCCGACGACGAUAUUGGUCUCCCUGGAUGGGUUUCGUGCCGAUUUCCUCAACCGGAACCUCACACCGGCCCUCAGUGCAUUCAUUGCAAGCGGCGUCUCUCCGAAAUACCUACUCCCAUCUUUCCCGUCCGUCACAUUCCCAAAUCAUUUCACCCUGGUUACAGGUCUGUACCCAGAAAGUCACGGAAUCGUCAGCAAUCAGUUUUGGGAUCCUGACUAUGAAGAGGAGUUCUAUUACACACAUAUCGAAUCCUCUAUGCAACCUAAAUGGUGGGAUGCCGAGCCACUUUGGGUGACAGCUGAGGACCAGGGUGUCCGAUCCGCAAUACACAUGUGGCCUGGUUCGGAGGCACACAUUCCAGACGUGGAGCCAACAUUUAUGGACAAGUAUAACGGUACGGAGGCACUGUUGCGCAAGGUCGACCGCGUACUGGGCUGGCUCGACCUGCCAGGCGACGAUGACGGUAUUGAAGGACUUGCCCAUAACGAGAAGCGACCACAGUUCAUCGCAGCAUACGUACCUAACGUGGAUGCUGAUGGACACAAAUACGGACCAAACAGCACCGAGAUCAGAGCCACCAUCGUCGAUGUCGACAGUAUGUUCAUCGAGUUGGUCGAGGGACUGUAUGCACGAAAUUUGAGCGACAUCGUCAAUUUAGUAGUUGUUUCGGAUCAUGGCAUGGCUACGACCUCGAAUGAUCGCCUGAUUCAACUUGACGAUUUGAUGGACGUGUCUUUGAUCGAUCACAUCGACGGCUGGCCCUUGAGGGGUCUGCGCUUGAAAAAUCCCGACCGUGAUGUUCCAAUCUUGUACGAACAACUCUCCAAAGAGGCCGAGAAAGCUGGGAGCUUUGACGUCUACACACUCGAAACGAUGCCGGAACGCUAUCACUUUACCAACAACGACAGAAUAGCGCCGCUUUGGGUUGUUCCAAAGACUGGAUGGGCGGUUGUUGAAAAGGCCGAUUUCGAUGUUGCGGAUGCCAUUGCGACUGGGAAGGAGUUUGCACCCAAAGGCUUGCACGGCUACGACCACGAACAUCCUCUCAUGCGAGCAAUAUUCAUCGCCAGGGGUCCUGCAUUUCCUCAUGAACCUAAUAGCCGUCUACCCGUGUUUCAGAACACUGAGGUAUACAAUAUUGUUUGCGAUUCGCUAGGGAUUGAACCCCAUCCGAAUAACGGCACUUUCAGACUCCCCUUGACGACGGAAGGAAUGCACAGUGACGCGGAUGCGCCAGCGCUGGAAACACCUGCAGAUCCUGUCGAUCACGAGGAUAAGACCGAGGAGGUGCCUGAAAGCACUGUCCCGGGCGAUGCAGCGGACGCGACAAGUCCUGGUCCGGAGGACGAUACUACGGGCACCGAUGGCAAGGAGACUGAAGACGCGAAAGGUAAAUGGUGGCAAUUUGUACACGAUCAACUCGAGAAAGCCAAGCAGUGGGCUAAAGAGUUCGUCGACUCCAUCCGAGGAAACAAGAAAGGCCAAAGUGAUGAUCCUGUUUGAAGAGACUUACGAUUUCUCUCAUCACAACUCAACACGACGUCUCAAGCGUCACAUAGGCACACAUCUAGAGACGAGAUGCGCUAAAUCAUUCGCAUAACCGGCCGUGCUAAUCUACAGUGAGGACAUUGGCAAGCGUCAGUGCAGAUUCGGCGGGACUAGCUAGGCUGCUUGAGAAAGUCAUUCGACGCUAUUUCGCCUGUCCCUCACGCAAGGACGUUUAGUCGAAUCCUGGCGCAUAUGGGACAAUCGCAACUGGAUAGUAGCGCUGUCGAUCCGGCCGGACAGGCCUUACUCACGG
Molecule: messenger RNA, 2534 nt
Organism: Exophiala viscosa
Lineage: Eukaryota; Fungi; Ascomycota; Eurotiomycetes; Chaetothyriales; Herpotrichiellaceae
Product: nucleotide pyrophosphatase
Exons: 2
Coding region: 185-2236 (683 amino acids)
Biological process (GO): nucleoside triphosphate metabolic process
Molecular function (GO): ribonucleoside triphosphate phosphatase activity; nucleoside triphosphate diphosphatase activity
Source: RefSeq, a predicted model, not a curated record